Molecule: messenger RNA, 3836 nt
Organism: Pongo pygmaeus (Bornean orangutan)
Lineage: Eukaryota; Metazoa; Chordata; Mammalia; Primates; Hominidae
Gene: PRR9
Product: proline rich 9
Exons: 3
Coding region: 2948-3298 (116 amino acids)
Source: RefSeq, a predicted model, not a curated record
GAAGUCAAAAAGGAGGAGGGACAGAAGAGCCACCGCGCCUGGCCAAGAUAGACAUCUCUUAAUGGCUACUUUCCCAACAAAAAGCUGGAUCAAAGGCAAUUCUGGGGAGAUGGCUGAGACAUGUUGAGGGUGCCACCUCCCUGCAGAAUGCCAUAAUUACUCCCAGCCCCAGCGGCAGUCACCAGCGUUCUGCCCCAAACAGUAGAGGGCUGUAUAAAUAAGCAACGCCUGAAGAGUGGCAUCACAAGAAUCUGUGCAGCACCAGGCUCGAUGGCUCCCAGAUAACAAGACAGGCAGGACCAAGACCUCUCCCUUCAUGACAAAGCAGUUCUGAGGAUCCAUUAAGAUGGUCACAAAAGGAGCCUCCACCACAGACCCCUUUGCCUUGUGCUUUCUUGAGAAUCAGGCAGAGUACAGCUAGCCUUCUAAAAGGGCUUCUAAGCCCUCCUAAAUCAGGCAACUGGCUGUGAGGUGGGCUAGCGCUAUGAGGGCUGGGCACAGAACCUCGGGGAUGUCUGGCUUUGAAGCUGAAAGGAACCUUAGAGACCAUUUUCUUGCAUCCUCCACUUCCACGCAUGAAUGGCAACUGGGGAGAGGGGAGGAAGUAACCAGUUACCAAACGUCCUAUUUUUCCUGUCCUGCUCCCACAGGACCAAGAUUGCAGCUCAGCACACAAGCACAGGCAAAUUCUAGAAGGCUUUAUUAGUGAUAAGUCAUAACUGCUUCCAUGUCACAGGGGUUGAUGCUCAGCAAAGAGACCAGUAAAAACACUAAGCCAUUUGCCAAACACGUAAAGAUUUUAAGAUACAAACUGAUCGUAAAAUGCAUACCAGGAUAUUUUCAGCUGUACCUGUCUUCCAAGUGCAGGAAAUCUCAUAUGUCUCAUCUCCAGAGCUAUAUGCUCCCUCCCAGGCUCAAAGGAAAGUCUUCUCAGACUAAGGAGUCAUGGCUUUUUCCCAGAAAUGUGCUCAUCAUCUCUCACCUACACCAUUCAACCCUCCUAACUGGCUUUCGAAGUUCACCUUCCUCCAAUUCUUACUCCAGUGGAAGCCAGCCAAGGCAGUCUUGCUAAAAUUCAAAUUUAUACAUGAUAUCCUUGCUUAAAAUCCUUGAGUCUCCCCUUUGCCUAGAGGGCAGCUCAAAUAACAUUCUGCCAUGCAAAAGCCUUCAUGAUCAAGCCCCUGCCUCCUUCUCUAGCCAUAGGGCCAUUUCUCCAUCUCCUUCUAGAACUUUACAGCCCAGUAACAGGUAACUGCUGGCAUUUCCUGGCACACAACACAGAGUCUCUAGCCUUUGUGACUUUACACCACCUUCUCUAUCGUUUUGCUCUGCCUCCACUGAAUCUUCCUCUGAAUGAUCCACCUGGGCAAAUCCUCACCCUUUAAGUCAACUCAAGGGUCACCUGCUCCAAAAAUCUUCCCCAUAUCCCACCCCCAAACUGGUUAGAUACCCCACUCUGUGGUCUCAGAGCUUCCAUGCCUUCCUCCCCUUAUCACUUCACAUUCUGGCCACGUGUUCGUAACCUGACUCUCCCACCAGCCUGCCCUUUGAGAAGGGGCAGCCGGGCACACAUCGCUGACAUGCAGUAAUAACCAAUGAUUGGAUGCUCAGAGGCUGCAGAGCCACUUUCCCAAACAAGAGGGGAUUGCUCUGGACUGAGCCCCUGUCCACUGUGCUCUUUAACCUCGUGGCAUGGAGUCAUCCCCAGAAUGUGACGGUGGGGAGAGGGGAAGGGGACUCAGCAUGAGUGGCCUGGGGCUGAAAGGCAGCCCUGGCCCUUGUUGCAGUCUUGUCCUUGGCCACUUUCCCCUUCAGCCACAAGAUACAGAUCCUGCCAGCCCUCCUAAUGCCUUGCCAGGAAGAUGCAGGCUACCUCCAUGUGGGUCCCUCACCUCGGGCAGCAGCAAGGAAAGGGAAAGGGCUUGGGAUCCUACAGACAUGGGCUCCAAGCAAGCACUGCACCAACCAGCUGUGGAGCCAGGCAAGAUGCUUCACCUCAGUGGGAGAAGGGAGCUCUUCACCUGAGGAAUGAGAAGAAAAGUCUCACCAAGGAGCAAGGUGGGGUGAUGAAGUGAAAUAACUUAUAUCAAGCCCCUAGUGUGGGCAACUGAACUUAGGAAGCCAAGAUGCCAACAGUACUCUAGUAUCUAUGUACACACUUGGAGUCACAACCCAUCACCUACUGCAGCAAAAGCUUCCUGCUAUCUGCUGUGAGAAGCAGUGCAUUUGAGGGACAAACAAGGAGUUCCACAAAAGGAUGACAAAUAUCUCUGAAGGCAAGUAGAGUUAGGGGCCACCUCGCCACCCCAUUCCCAGGUUGGGCCCACAGUAGGAGCCAGAAGGAGAUGCUCGUAUUGCCAAAUAUCAGAGCUGAACAUGGCAUUUAAAAUAUCCUCAGUGUCUACAUGAGGAAGCGAAGGUCCAGAGAGGGGAACAACCAAAGUCACAGGGUGUCGGUUGUAGAAAGCAUCCAGGAUUUCUAAUCCUGAUUUAGGCCAAGGUGUGCCAGAAAUCAAACUCAAAAGGGAAAAAGUUGAAGAUCUGCAACAAAUUUAAGUAACUGGGGAACAUCCUUCCUCCCCACCGUCUGUGUUGGUGGUCUUUGACCUGGAGUCCCUGAACACCUUAUAGAUGACGGCAUGUACAUGACACAGGAGAGUUGCUUUGUCUCUUCAACAGCAUUCUAAGAAAAGAUGAAAAAUACAAAGAGGAAGAGGACUGAAAGGAGGAAAUGAAAAAAGAGGAGAAAAAGAAGGAUGAGUUUCCCCACCCUACACCUACUCUCUCAGAUGCCCCAAAUGACUUUGUCUCUUCAGAUAUACAGCUGGGUAUUCCAAGUCCUUCCACUCUCAGGCCUCUGUCUACUGCCAGGACAUCAAUGGGGCUCAUGGUGAUGUCACAUUAACCUCUGAGAACCAGUCUCAAAGGCUCUGCAAAUCACCCUAGGAUGUCCUUCAGUGAGCAGCAGUGCAAGCAGCCAUGUGUGCCCCCUCCAUUCCUCCCAAAGACCCAGGAGCAGUGCCAGGCAAAGGCUGAGGAGGUGUGCCUCCCCACAUGCCAGCACCCCUGCCAAGAUAAGUGUCUAGUGCAGGCCCAGGAGGUAUGUCUUUCUCAGUGCCAGGAAUUAAGUCAAGAAAAAUGCCCACAGCAAGGCCAAGAUCCAUGCCUACCUCCAUGCCAAGACCAAUGUCCACCUCAGUGUGCAGAACCAUGCCAGGAGCUAUUCCAGACAAAAUGUGUGGAGGUUUGCCCACAGAAAGUCCAGGAGAAGUGCUCAUCCCCUGGCAAGGGAAAGUAGCUGCUCAUAUGUCAUCUGGGGUGAAGAAGAUGGCCAGCAGAUGAAACCCUGACCCCAGCCCAGCUCUGGUGACCUUCUUCUGUGGUUACCUCUGUGUGCAAUGUACCUUCUUGCCUCCUGGCUUCCUUAGCAUUCCAGGACUUGGUCUGUGUCUCUGAAGACAGUUCUUUCUGUAUUUCAUCACCCUCUGUGAAUAAGCAUUGUUCUCAACAGUCUGAUGGAAGGUCUUAAAUGUAGGAAUGGUGUGGUUGUCAGGGAAGACCACAGAAGCCUAGCACAGCUUCCUUGGUGCAAAAAUUCACGCAGCUCUGGGUGUGUAACAGCCAAGGAUGCCUUCAUUCAUCUUUCCGAGUUUCAGGCUCUCAAAUAAGCCUCAAAACAAAUUGAAUUCUGAUGGACUUUCCACUUAUCACCACCAACACCACCUCCACCACCACCACCACCACAGGUGUUGAGACAAAGCGGCUUGCGGUGUUUCAAAAAUCAAAAAUUGGGUGAUUUUGUCUCUAUACAUUAAAAAGAACAGCAAAUUAUUGAA